Naumovozyma castellii is the source of this 1521-nucleotide messenger RNA. RefSeq names its product catalase A (gene CTA1). Bases 1 to 1521 code for a protein of 506 amino acids. Lineage: Eukaryota; Fungi; Ascomycota; Saccharomycetes; Saccharomycetales; Saccharomycetaceae. The transcript has a single exon. The record is from RefSeq and is a predicted model, not a curated record.
AUGAACGAUAACACAAACACAAGCGACGUUAGAGGAGAUAGAGUCGUUACAAACGCUCAAGGUAACCCGCUCAAUGACCCAUUUGCCACCCAAAGGGUAGGUCAACAUGGUCCCUUAUUAAUGCAGGAUGCAAACUUGAUUGAAUUACUAGCUCAUUUCAAUAGAGAAAAUAUCGUGGAAAGGUUGCCACAUGCUCAUGGUUCUGGUGCAUUUGGUUAUUUUGAAGUCACCGAUGAUAUCACUGACAUUUGUGGUUCUGCCAUGUUCAGUAAAAUUGGGAAGAGAACAAGAUGUUUGACUAGAUUCUCCACCGUCGGGGGUGAAAAGGGUAGUGCUGAUACCGCUAGAGAUCCAAGAGGGUUUUCCACCAAAUUUUACACGGAAGAAGGUAAUUUGGAUUGGGUUUAUAAUAAUACCCCGGUUUUCUUUAUUAGAGACCCUGCCAAGUUCCCACAUUUUAUUCAUACCCAAAGAAGAAACCCAGAAACUCAUAUGAAAGAUGCAAACAUGUUUUGGGAUUUUUUAACAACACCAGAAAAUCAAGUCGCCAUCCAUCAAGUAAUGAUUUUAUUCUCAGAUAGAGGUACUCCUGCAAGUUACAGAACUAUGAAUGGGUACUCGGGACAUACUUACAAAUGGUCUAACAAGAAAGGUGAAUGGCAUUAUGUUCAGGUUCAUAUUGAAAGUGAUCAAGGAGUUAAGAAUUUAACUAAUGAGGAAGCUAUUAAGAUGGCAGGUGAAAAUCCAGACUAUUGCCAAAAGGAUUUAUUUGAAGCUAUUCAAAAGAAAAAAUUCCCUUCAUGGACUGUUUCCAUUCAAACUAUGACUGAAGAAGACGCUAAGAAAUUACCAUUUUCAGUCUUUGAUUUAACAAAAGUUUGGCCACAUAAGCAAUUCCCUCUACGUAGAGUGGGUAGACUUGUUUUAAAUGAAAAUCCAUUGAAUUAUUUUGCUCAAAUUGAACAAGCUGCUUUCUCACCAAGUACUACAGUUCCAUAUCAAGAGCCAAGUGCUGAUCCAGUCUUGCAAGCAAGAUUAUUCGCAUAUCCUGAUGCUCAAAGAUACAGACUUGGACCCAAUUAUCACCAAAUUCCAGUUAAUUGUCCAUAUGCAUCCAAGGUCUUUAACCCUGCUAUGAGAGAUGGUCCAAUGAAUGUUGAUGGGAACUUGGGUUCCGAACCAAAUUAUUUGGCAACAAAGAACCCAUAUAACUUUUCUCAAAGUUCUAGACCCAUUCAACAACAUCAAGAAGUUUGGAAUGGUCCUGCGGUUCCAUUCCAUUGGGCUACUUCACCUGGUGAUAUAGAUUUUGUUCAAGCCAGAGAUUUGUAUCAAAAGGUACUUUCUCAACAACCUGGUGCACAAGACAGACUAGCUCAUAAUAUUGGUUUCCAUAUUGCUUCUUCACAACCUGAAAUUCAAAAAAGAGUCUUGGACAUGUUUGCAAGAGUUGAUAAGAAAUUGGCAAACAAUAUAUUCAAGGAAUGUGAAUUGAGAAAGAAGGAACUUUGUAGAUUCUAA